GCCCUGAGCUCCCUGUUGAGCAAUGAGGCCAAAUAGAAGAGGCAGCUGAAAGACGGAUGGUAGAAAGGGAGGGUUCUGAGAUGUCAUGUGUAGAGAAGCAGAUUCUCAUUGGAGGCAGAGAGAGAAAGAAAGGCUGCUAUACAUGUUGAGAGAACGAGAAGAAAAAGCCUCCCACAUCUUGAAACCAUCUAGCCUGUCCUGAUAAGCUGUGGACUGCAAGAUCUGGUUAUUAUUAAGUGGCUUUGAGGAUCACAUCAAUGAGGAGUAUGAGGAUGUUCUCCAAGCAGAAGUGGCUGAUUUUGAUCCAGCUCAUGCUGACAGAACAAGCCCUGUGCAGAGUCACACCUCCUCCGCCCAAAAUGGUCAAUCUGCUUCAAGAAACUCCCAUCGACACCGAAGAUGCUGAGGAGAAGCAGGACAAUCAUGCUCUCCUGGCUUCCAGUCCCAAGCCAGCUCUCUCUUCCACAGACAAAUCUGAACCUAAGUCACCGUCUUCACAAAAUGUGGAGAUGGUUCGAUCUGCUCAGCUCAUGACAUUGGCUCUUUCAGUCAAACUUCAGGGUCAGAUUCGAGAUCACUUCAACAUUAAUGGAAACGUCAGCUGUAAAGAGCUGCUGUCUGCCAGCGCUGUGGAUGAUCAGUUAUCUUCUGUGUUCCCUCAGGAAGUACUGGGACUCUCCUUAAUCCCUGUCCUGGUGGUCUCAGGCUGCCCACAGGAGGCUCAGACCCUUGUUCUAAAGCUGUACGACCUGCUGGGAAAGGCUGAUACUGAGGAGCUCCUGAUGGAGUUGGUGGCUCUUAUAGAGAGGAAGAUGAGCAGGUCUACAUCUACACCAGCACCAACAUCAGCAGCACUGCCUUUGGGGAGAGAAGAAGCAAGUCAGCAUAUAGAUGGCGUGAUGUUUAACAUUCAGCAGCUGGCUGUGAUAGGAGAUAGCACCCAAACAUUACAGGAGGGUCAUUGUGAGGGUUGGAGCAGGGUGAAUGGGACCAUGCUACUGGGAACAGCUGUGAGAGGAGCUGCAGGUCGACUGGAGGACAGCAUCAGAAGCUGUGAAAGAUUCAGGGCCUUGUGUGCUGGUGUGACCAGCGGUGGGCCUCUCAUGCCUGGAAUAUACCAAGCAGUGUUGAAGAAAGGUAGCCGCAUCUUUCCAUCCAGAUUCCUGGAGUCUGAGUGCUGGGUCCGUCAGUGCAGCUCCUCAGGUCAGCGGCUAAAGCGCAGCCCCCAGAGGAGCUGCAUCAACAAGGAUGAGGAGCGUGUGUACAACGUAGUGGAGUGGAUACCUGUGGUCAGCACCCUCUACAACCUCGGCACAGCUGUGUACUACGCUUCAGUCAACUGCUCAGCAACAGCUAAGGAGAGAGCCCUCCUCAGCGCUGUGGACCUUGGAACAGAUGCCCUGAUGGUGGCCACAGGUGGGACUGUUGGGGUGGCAGGCUACGCUCUUGGAGCAGGGGUGAAGACCGGUGUGAAAGCUGGAGUCAGGUACCUUUUCAACUCCAUGAAGGCAGAGGACGAUGUGGUGGUGAACCAGUCCAGCAGGGAGAGGGGAACUUUUACUAUCGAGUAGACUGAAGGAGGAAUAAUUAUACUUCAGAUGCAGACAAUAUGUAAAAAUCUGAAAAAUACUGACUUUAUUCAGAGGUAAAACAAAACCCAUCUAAAUAAAUUAUAUUUUUUAACAAAAUCAUAGAUGGAAAUAUUGUUGGUGGUCAAACUGCCAAUCUUCUUUACAAUAUUACUUGACUAAUGGGGCAGUAUUUAAUUUUCUGCUGUAAGAUUUCAUCAUCUCUUAUCAUGAAAUCACCCCACAGGUUUUCUGUAGGAUUUAGGUCUGAAGGACUGUGACGUCUACAGGAGAAACCUGACGUCCACAGGAGAAACCUAACUUUAGGUCUGGUGAAUCAUUUCUGUAUUGAUUAAAUCCCUAAUGACGACUCCUUUUCAGUUUAUUGGUAGAGGCAACCAGAAUUUUUAUUAAAAUAUCCUGGUUUUUCCAAGACCUCAUGAUGUAAUGCCCUCUUAAACAGGCUCCCAGGGCCUUAGGAAGAGAAACAGGCCCACAGCAUUACAGAUCCUCUGCUGUACUUUACAGUAGGAGUGAGGUUCUUUUCGGCAUACUUAUCCUUUAUUUUAUGGCAAAACCACCUGGAGUGUAAAACGUUAUAUCUUGGUCUCACCAAAACAAACAGUUCCAGUUAAAGUUCCAGAAGAGUUGACCAAAGUCCACAUGUUUACGUUUAACAGUUACGUAAAGGGCUUUUCAUGCCAUCACUCCUUAACAACCAGUUGGAAUGUAGAUUGUGUCUAAUGGUUGUCAUGGAGACUCAGUGACCAUAGUCAUAGCUUACUGAUUAGAAGUUUCUGGAAACUUUGAUCAACUUUUAAAAAGAAAGUGAAAAUACGAAAAUGCUUUAUUUACAUUUAUUUUAAAAGAAUUAUUACUAAUACCAAUAACUGGUCCACCUAUGAUUUUGUUGAAACCAGUCAUUUCCUACAACGGGAUUUUUUCCCCCUUCUGAAUAAAUGUACCAAAAUUAAAGUAUUAGUAAAAAAUAAAAAAUAUUGUACUAAUAUAAGAAAGAUCUGUGUCAGGGGUGCAAACAAAUUUGCACACAUCUGUAAAUAUUUGGCAACACAUAAUGGCACACUUGGAUACAUUUUUACACAGAAAGGAUCUGUAUAUUCUAACAAGCAUGCUUGCUGAGUCAUAAACUAGAUUGCUCCAUAUUCAGAAAUAAACAUUAUUUUUUUAUUAAUAAUUGACUUUGUUUUAGUAGACUGCAUGUAGUCCUAACCAACAUUAUAAUAAAAUUUACUCUUUUAGAACUAGUACCAUUGUUUAUGUCUGUAUGAAGUAUCUGUACAACAUUUUGAGGCAGCAAUGAAAGACUGAUCUCAGGAUAUUAAACCUGCAACUCCUCAAA
Molecule: messenger RNA, 2928 nt
Organism: Girardinichthys multiradiatus
Lineage: Eukaryota; Metazoa; Chordata; Actinopteri; Cyprinodontiformes; Goodeidae
Gene: apof
Product: apolipoprotein F
Exons: 2
Coding region: 258-1571 (437 amino acids)
Biological process (GO): cholesterol metabolic process
Source: RefSeq, a predicted model, not a curated record